Ostertagia ostertagi is the source of this 522-nucleotide messenger RNA. The record is from the annotation of a GenBank genome assembly. NCBI's taxonomy places the organism in Eukaryota, Metazoa, Nematoda, Chromadorea, Rhabditida, Trichostrongylidae.
AUGUUCAGAUACGCGACCGUAACCGAGCCACUACACUGUGUGUACAAAUUCGACUACGACAAAUACUCUGGCACGUUUGACCUCGAAGAUGACAACAGCCCAGUUGGUGAGGUGAAUCGGCACAAAUUCUACGGAUGGCAUACAGCAACACUGAUACUGCUGGGCUUCGCGCUGAUCACGUCUUUCCUGUCUAUCUGUCUUGGAAUGUGCUCAUGUUGCUACGGUUCUCUCAGUCUCGUGUUUACUGCCGCCACUCUUCUUAGCACGUUCCUUUCGUCGGUUGCUGUAGGCAUCUUCUUCUUUUACUCCCAUCGUGCCGACAAUCGUUUCAUCAAGGGUAUCGUUGGAACCUACGAGCAAAGAGUCGGUGUGGCGUUCUUCCUGGAAAUGGCAGCCGCGUUUGUCCACUUCGUGGCUUUCCUUGUCUCCAUGGUCUCCACCUACUUCUCUUUCGUCAGCUCUAAGAAGCUCCAGAUCACUACAGUCUACAACGUAGUUCCCGGACAAAUGUCACGAAUAUAG